This is a messenger RNA of Plasmopara halstedii, 636 nucleotides long. RefSeq lists its product as uncharacterized. The coding region runs from base 1 to 636 and encodes 211 amino acids. The transcript has a single exon. Lineage: Eukaryota; Oomycota; Peronosporomycetes; Peronosporales; Peronosporaceae. The record is from RefSeq and is a predicted model, not a curated record.
AUGGUGGCACCCAAAAACGAACUUGUGGGAAGGGACCGCGUGUCUGCGCCAAUCGAGAUCCCCACUGGGUCGCCAACAGCUUCCUCUUGUCAUGGAAGUCAAUUGGUAGAGUCUCGUAAGAGCCACGAUUUACAAGAGUCAGACGACCCGACACAGUCUACAAUGCAACUGUUUUCGUGGGAGGAGCCAUCAGUGAUGCUUGGCAAUGGCUGCUGGCCCCUCGAAAGUGACAAGCGCAUCUGCACCAAAGGUGUGGGGCUAAAUAGAAACGAAGGCCGAAGAUGGGUUUCGAGGCUGUUUUCUAAUUCUGACGACAUUGUUGAAAAUCGUGAGGAUGCUGACUUCGAAGGCUCGACAAUUGCAGAAGACGAUGACGACAUAUUUAAGAUGGAGGUUGACGAAGGAAGCAACUCCACCGCUCGUAGAAGCGUAUUUAGGGACAAUCGAACGACCAACACAAAACGACGAGGGGAUAUCCGACCGCACCGACCUGGUAUUUUGGAUGGUUUGGAUGGGAAUAAUGGUGUAAUGCCAUUGUCUGCUUCGUUUGUGCCACCACACCAGAUGGUGCAACGUGGGUGUUUUUCAUUAGGUCUUCGCGACCAAUUGAAACGAAAACCGGGUGUCCAGAUAUAG